Messenger RNA from Ophidiomyces ophidiicola, 5088 nucleotides. RefSeq names its product vesicle coat component (gene SEC16). The transcript is spliced from 2 exons. Gene Ontology annotation, cellular component: endoplasmic reticulum exit site; ER to Golgi transport vesicle membrane. Bases 1 to 5088 code for a protein of 1695 amino acids. Lineage: Eukaryota; Fungi; Ascomycota; Eurotiomycetes; Onygenales; Onygenaceae. The record is from RefSeq and is a predicted model, not a curated record. Gene Ontology annotation, biological process: autophagy; Golgi organization; COPII vesicle coat assembly.
AUGGCGGAGAAGCCACCGCCGGGCUAUAACAAUAGCCCACUCGGAGACACGCUUCGACUGGGGUCGUGGAACCCAGCACACCGACCCGAUUGCGACUACGGCCAACAACAGAAGGAAACGCCCGGUUCGCUCCUUGCCGUUCAAGCACCAGAGUCGCUUUCAGGCCCAGCGAUAGAGCCUGAACAAAAAGUUUGCGGUCUACCACUCCAUUCAUCUAAGGAGACGAACGAUGAUGGUGGAAUGGUAGAACUUACGCCGGACCACUCUGAAGAUGCUACUCCUUUUCCUAAUGGUAUCGCAGGCCAGAGGUGUGCCCCCUGGGAGAACCUUGAGACUCGGUCUAAAAGUACGACGAAUCCAGCGAUUAAUGACUCUCUAAUCGAUUCGGUUACGGGAUCGGACGUUAAAACUAGAACAAACUCUUUCCCUGACGUUCACAUCGACUCUCAGAAAAUGGUCUUGCAACCAGAGGAAUGUGAUGAGACUGUGAACCAUUCCGCUGGUAAUGAGACCGUCAGUAGCGAGUGUCAACUUCAUACUGGGCCUACUAUAGGCGCAAAUAGUCCCUCUAAAGCCGAUACUUGGGGUGAUGCGUUCACGAAUUCCGACGAUGCAGAUUUCUUCACGCAAAUAAGCUCCCAGACAAACCCAGUAUACAUUCCUCCUGAAUCUGAAUCUCGAUUUGACGAGGGUGUCCCGCUUGUGAGCAACAUCGAUGUUCGACAGGAGGAUAACCCUCCGCACGCGAUUGAGUCGUUUUUCGCCCAAGAUGAUCCCGCUGGUGACGCGGACUUUUUUAGCUCACAGAAACCAUGUCCUGGUGUGAAUCGUCCCUUAGAAUUUCAGCGUAAAUCGACAUCGGAUGUCCUUCAACAAUUUAGUGCUGAAAAUGAACCUCCUUCCAAUGUCGCCAUUAGUACUGUUACCUCACCCUCAACAGCUGUAGCUCAUGAGCACAGCUCGCCACUGGAACUGACGAAUACUCCUAACGUCGAGGUUGGAGAGGAGGAAUUGGCAGAGAGGUGGAAGGCAUUACUGGAGGAUGAUGAUAUGCUAAUAGAUGAUGAUAAUGCGCCAGUUGACGAAGUCGGUACCAUGCCAAUUGCCGCAACGCGGCCGGACCUUACUACGCCACAAAGAUCCAAUAUUUAUACCCCUCAUCAGCCUUCAACGUCCGAGAUAGUUGGUGACUUACCAGCCGCAGAGUAUUUUCCAAGCCAGGCAUCAACAGCAUCAACGGUUGAAAGCUUCUCUAACCGAUCGAAGGCCGGAUAUCAAUCCCCGUACGACCUACCAUUUGACAUUCGCCCAAAACAUACUGCCGUUCGCGCAGCUCCACGCCCUAUUGGUAUUGAUGCACCUCCGAGCAGCAUUUCAAUGUCGGGACAACCUCCACAAAGCUCAUCUUUCAUACCACCGCCUCCGGUAGGGACUGGGUAUCCGCCUGCAGCAGGUCCACCACCACCUACCGUUCAUACCACUCCACCUCCAAGUCGAGAGCCCAUCAGGGCUGGCAGCUUUUUUGAAGAACUUCCUCCAGUAUCGAGAUCGCAGCCGCCUACCCGAGACCGAUAUAAUCCCCAAGCCAAUAAUACCACCCCACAGACUAUUAGCGCUCAUUCAGCUCCUACCCCAUCGUUUCAAGAGCCAAAAAUCGAUCCCUAUUCCAAGUUCCAACUCCAGCCUCCGACCCGUUUGGACCCCUAUUCGACCCUCUCAGCUCCCCCCUCGCAGGCCCAAACGCCAUCCUCUUCCCGUUACUCUCCCCGGCCUCCCCAGCCUUCAACUAAAUCUAUUCCAUACCCACGAUAUUCCCCAGCACCACCGCAACCCCCUACCGCACCGGUACCCCCAUCAUAUGUCUCGCAGUCACCUAACGUGCACACAUCUGUAAAUACGCUUCCAUUCCAGCCACGAACAUCCAGCCCGUUGGCUCAUAAUGAACCCUCCAAAUCUCAAUUUUCCCCACCACGUAAGCAAGACUCCUUUCCGAACCCUGCCGCCUCUUCAUUGCAUUCUCGCAUUCCCCAGGCUGCGUCAGAUUCACAAAUAAUACCUCCUAAGAGAUCUAUGACCCAAUCCCCUGGAAAAAUGGCACCCUUUCAGAGUAAUGGAGGGCCGAUGCACAAAAGGCCAGCUUCCGCUCAUGGUCCCAGGUUGCCAGUACAACACGCGCCGUUUCAUCAGGUUUCCACACCGGGUGUUCAUAAUAACGUAUUGGAUGUGAUAGAACCCACUGACGGUCAAGAAAAUGAUCCUUUGGGUCGUUGGAAAGGGGCCCCAAUUUUUAAAUUCGGGUUUGGUGGGACCGUAAUUAGUACUUUCCCAAGGUAUAUUCCGAGAUAUGCGACCGGCCAGAUCAACCCCCGGAUGAAACCCAAUCCUGGAGACCUCAAAACCCACUCUGCUGCACAAUUUUUGACUGAAGACGAAUCAUCUACCAAGUUUCCUGGGCCUCUUAAAAGCAAAUCAAAGAAAAAAGAGGUUCUGAUCUGGCUAUCUGCUAUGAUAUCUUCUUUGGAAAACAAUCUUCCAACGAUCCACCCAAACCUCCAUCCCAUGGAAGAGCAUCGUGAAGAUACGAACAUACUUUGGAAAGUAGUGAAAGUCUUAGUCGAACACGAUGGGGUUCUGGGGGGUGCUGCAGCGGAAGCUAGCCUCCAGAGUGUUUUUCAUCCAAAUCUUAAUGACUCCAAAGUGACAAUACCCGGUCUUAGCUCUCAGGUUGUCCAGUCGACUUCUAGUUACUCUGCUACCGGCCAGUUGCGCGCUGAACCUACCGGUGGUUUAGGAGUUGAUGCCAUCUACAACAAUCUCGUUGCUGGCGAUAGGGAGAAAGCAGUCUGGGAUGCGGUUGAUCGUCGUCUUUGGGGCCACGCAAUGCUAAUUUCAUCUACGAUGGAAAAAUCCGUAUGGGGCCAGGUCGUUCGCGAAUUUAUUCGCCGCGAGGUUCGGUCGCUAGGACAAAAUACGGUGUCCUUAUCUGCUUUAUAUGAGGUGUUUGCGGGCAAUUUUGAGGAGAGCAUUGACGAACUUGUGCCUCCAUCUGCACGGGCUGGGCUACAGAUGGUAAGUAUGCAUGCGGGCCCUGGACCUACUAAAAAUGCUCUUGAAGGCUUGAAUAAAUGGAGGGACACGGUGAACUUGAUACUCAAAAACAGAAGCAGUCAGGAUCACCAGGCUUUACUGGCACUGGGCAAGUUGCUUGCAUCCUAUGGACGAGUUGCAGCAUCGCAUGUUUGUUGUCUGAUUGCAGGAACAACAGCCGGACCCAUAUUUGGGGGUAUUAAUGACCCACAAGCAAAUGUCGUUCUCCUUGGAGCAGAUCAUUGGCGACACCCAUCUACCUUUAUGGUAGAUCCAUAUGCCUACAUGCUAACAGAGGUAUACGAAUUUGCAACAUCGGUGCUAGCUGCUUCGCCGUCCCCAAUAUUACCUCACCUUCAGCCAUUCAAGCUCCAGCAUGCGGCCUCACUAAUUGAGCACGGACACAAGGCCGAAGCACAACAGUAUUGCGAGAUAAUUACCGCAAAUGUUGCCUCAAGAUCUGCCGUGAAAUCGCCAUAUUAUCACCAACAUUUCAUCACCAUGCUUGACGAACUAUCCUAUCGUCUAAGACAAGCCCCGACGGAUGGUUCAUCUUCUUGGAUGUCGAAACCUAGUAUGGAGAAAGUGUCUGGGUCAAUGUGGGCAAAGUUUAAUAGCUUUGUUGCUGGUGAUGACAACGAGAUAUCUAAUGGAGCUGGAAAAGCGGGCGACGGCGAUAUUGGCCCCUUUGCCAAGAUUACGGGAACUCCCCCUGUUAGCAGACCACCGUCCGUUGCCGAGACGUAUGGGUCAUAUUUUCCUCAAGCCCAGGCUAUUCCUACAACGACGAGCUCUCGAUAUGCCCCAAAUAGCCAAUAUGCCCCUUAUUCGUCUCCGGAGCAAUCUUAUGGCCGUCGAUCCUUCGAGACGCAGCCCUCGCCUGGAGGCACCUUGGGCAGAUCCUAUUCACAUAAACGACGUUCUCAAGACCCUUCAACACCGCUCGAAAAUACUUCUGUUUCAGUUCUCUCAAGUAGUAUCUACUCGCCACCCACCGGCUUAGGUGCCACUGCUACGUCUUCGAUUUCGCCGUACGCACCGCUUGCUCCUGUUGAAGAAAGACAUUCUCCCCUUAUCCAGUCUCCUACCAGUGAAAUUCCAGCCAUGAUGCAAAAUUCCACUGGUAGUUUUGGAAUAAUCCAAACACCACCAGAUCAAUCAUUAGUAGAACACCAGGGUAUAAAUGGUGAGCAGAUUAGUUAUCAGCCACCCACCUACGAUCCUCCCUCUUUAAGUACUGGGUAUGAACCUCCUUCGUACACGCCUUAUUCUCCUGAAGAAGAGAAUCCGGAUCAGGAAGCAAAACCGAGGCAGUCCUUCAUGGAUGGUGACAGUGACGGUGACGGUGGGUUUAUGGCUCGGGCAAACAAGCUGGCAGAAAAGGCACGAUUCGAUCGCGAAGCUGCCGAGGCAGUCAAAAGAGCAGCUGAAGAAGAUGCUAAACGACCUGCGGCUUCAGAGAAGAAAGGCUGGUUUACUGGCUGGUUUGGGAAGAAAGAAAAUCCCAACUCUAGCGGUCCUGUUCGAGCAGACCUGGGUGAUGACAAUUCCUUCUACUUCGAUAAAGAGUUGAAUAGAUGGGUUAAUAAGAAUGACCCCGGGGGCGCCACAGCAGUGGCGGCACCUCCACCUCCGCCAAAAGGAUCUACAUUGUUAAGUCAAUCCGCAAGCACUACACAAACACCAACAACACCUGCACCCCCGAAUGGCCGACCAGGCCCUUCUCCAAUUCCUGGAGGCGUGGGUUCCGCGCCUUCUACAGGCAUAAUGCAACUUCCAACACCGCCGUUAGUCUCUAUGCCCCCCCCCUCAGGAAGUCCCCGCUCUAUUCCAAGGUCUGUCUCUGCUGGUGCCCCAACCGGACCACCAUCGCGACCUGGUACAUCAUUAAGCACUGCUAGCUCUAUUGAUGAUCUCCUUGGGCCUCCACAGCCUCGAAAGGCGGGAACCCUAAAAGCAAAAAAGAAGGGCCGUGGCUAUAUCGAUGUAAUGGCAAAAUGA